AUGGUCGAUCAAGCAGAUAUCCUUAACUUAGUAGCUCAUUUCCUCAAAGAGAACAAUUAUACACAGACAUUGUAUCACCUCGAAUUGGAACACGGUAAGCCAGUACAACCACAAUUGCUAAAUUCUGAAUCAUUGUCGCAGAUAGUCGAAGAUAGAUUACAAUUUUCUUCAUAUUACAACAAACGAAAGGACCCCAUAAAUGUCAAUGAGGAACUCCCAUUGAGAUUGAAGGAUUUGAUUCAUGAACAAUUUGUGAACUGGCCACUGCAAUAUCCUCAAAAUCCAACGAAAUUGAAUAUUCAUUCAUUAGUCAUAUCAAGUACCUAUGACGAAAACAACGGCUCAGUAUACUUUUCAACAAACGAUUCACAAGUUAUUAUUAGUAAUAGUGGCACUAUAAAACUGAUUAGGUUCCAGGAGAUUGUCAAAAAGGUGUUGAUUGUUGGUGUAAAUAUUGUUUUGUUGGGAAUGAGUGGCAAGCUUUACUUGUUGAAUGAAAACUUUGAGGACAUUGGCACUUUCGAUACACAAUCUAGGUUUACUGUUGAUGUCAAACAUGUUAAUUUCAAUGGAACAGAUUACAUUAUAGUUCUCACUUGGAGUAACAUGCUCAAACUUGUCAAGCUAGAUGAUGAUAUUUCUUUAGUUACUGAAUUGAAAUUAGAUCAACAAGGUACUUGCUUCGACGUUACUACGUAUAAAAACGAGAUAGUAAUUAUAUUAGGUAAACUUGAAAAUACAUUAUUGGAGGUCUUUACUAUACAAAACGAGCGAUUUUCACCAAAGUACAAAAUUUCAAUUAAUGAUGCUGAAUUCACCACCUCAAGUUUCUCACCAAGAUUUAUCACGAUAUCCCACAAAGGCAAUGGAAUACCGUUAAUUGCCGUUGCUACCUCACACGAGCCAUACAUGAGGAUCAUUAUCAUUUCCCUUAUCGAUUUCGACUCCACAUCAAUAGCUCGCAAUCAGAUAAUCAAGAAUUUAAACACUUUAUCACCUCAAGAUAAAUUUUCGCAACCAUUGAUUUCGUGGAAAUUGGACUCGAAAGAGAAAGAAUCAGGAAUUUGGGUCAUGGGUGAAGAUGGUAUCAUACGUGGAUUAGAUAUAGUUGAUGAUAAGGUAGUUGUUGAAUUGAAUCAACAUCAAGCAAAGAUUAAAGACUUUACUUCCUUUAUAAACAACAAUGGUGAUGAGACUCUUAUAACUAGUAGUAUUGAUCGACAAACACUAGAGUGGAAAUAG
Lodderomyces orthopsilosis Co 90-125 is the source of this 1242-nucleotide messenger RNA. RefSeq lists its product as uncharacterized. Bases 1 to 1242 code for a protein of 413 amino acids. Gene Ontology annotation, molecular function: protein binding. The transcript has a single exon. Lineage: Eukaryota; Fungi; Ascomycota; Pichiomycetes; Serinales; Debaryomycetaceae. The record is from RefSeq and is a predicted model, not a curated record.